ACGCCUCCCUGGAAACAAGAAGAGGGGAGAGGGCAUGAGAUAAACGGUGGUAGAUUCAGAGGCAGACGUUGGAUUGGCAUGGCUGUGUGCAGCUCAGCUCUGCCAUCUGCAUCCAUGAGGCUGCUGCCUGGAUAUCUGGAGCCUCUCUGCAGAGCAACGAAGCCUUGAUACGGAGCUGUAUGGAGCAGGAGUGAGCCGGCUGUGUUUUUCACAGCAUGUUUCACUGGCACUGGGAGAUAGAGAGGCAAUAAUCAGGGGGGACAACCUUACACACACUUGAGCAAUGUUCCGUGAGCUGCUGUCUCUCUCGUUUCAGACCGACACUGAGACCUCGGACUAAUGGAGGGAUGCAAUGAUGUUUCUCUUUGCUUGUCAUGCUUGAAUCACGGCUUCAUAUUUCCUUUUGUGUCAGAGACCUUUUUGUCUUCGUCUGUCACUGCCGCUGGAUCAACUGUGGGGUAGCGUGGCGGACGGAGCCCCCUCCUCAACCCCCCUCUCCCUUGUCUGUGUCCCCGGCUUCUCAUCACUCCCGGCACGCUCGUGUCUAUUUACCUCCUCUUAGCGACCCUCCCCUCCUUGUGAAGCUCCGUCUCUCUUGCUCUCCUGCUCCUCACUGCUUACUAUCUCCCUCUCUUUGCUCCUCCAAAGCGGGCAGUCUGCUGUUUUAUCCUAGCAGCUUGCUAUAUGAUCUUCUGGAAACCAGUUUUCGCUGCUGCUCUGCUGUCUCACAACUCCUGAGUCCUUCAAGAUUUCUAUCUCUGCGUCGACAUGAUGUUUCCUCCCAAGGAUUGAUCCCUGUCCACUCCCUUUCACUUCCCCCUUCUUCUCCCUUGUCCUGAUCUCCUGCCCUUUGACCCUCACCCUCUUGUUCUUAUCCCCCACCCUCCUCUUCCUACUCACCCUUAUCCCAAGCCUCUUUCCCCCGUAUCUCUUUCCACCCCCUUGACCAUGUUGCCAUGUGCCUGCUGGCUCCAACUUAUCCUGAUCAUGCUGUCCUCUGUGUUAUGGACCCUGGGGGAAAACUGCCCAGCAACCUGCCUGUGCCCAGAUCCUCACACUGUGGACUGCAGCGGCCGUGGGCUGACCCGUUUACCCGAUGAGAUCCCCUUGGAUGUGCGCAGGCUUUUGCUGGCCGACAACUGGAUACCCCGCAUCCCCUCGGACUUCCUGGUUCUGUACAGUGACUUGGUCUACCUUGACCUCCGGAACAACUCCCUCUCACACAUAGAACCGGGGACUCUCAGCACCUCAUCCAGACUGGUGUUCCUAGACUUGGGGAGCAACAAUCUGACUGAAAUCCCAAAGGGGACGUUCGGGGAGUCCCGGAGCUUGAUCAAACUACGUUUGGGUAACAACCCUUACCUAAGCAUGGUGAGCGAGGAGGCUUUUCUCGGCCUCACCUCUCUCAGAGAACUGGAACUGGAGCGUAAUGCACUAUCCACCCUGAAGGUGGGGGCACUGAGUCAGUUGCCCUCCUUGCGGGUUGUGAGGCUAGAGGGCAACCCCUGGGUAUGCAACUGCAACUUUGCCAACUUGUUUGCGUGGCUGAUGGAGAACAGUCACAAGCUUCCAAACGGUAAGUUGCAACAUCAGAAGCUUUUACCCCCCAAAAAACCCGUAUCUGUGCACAAGAUACAAUAGUAUUAUGACAAACCCAUUACCAUAACACUGCUCUGCUCUAUUUAUAUUCCUCUGUAGGAGGGGAAACCCCCCUCUCUCCCACUUGGUCUAAUUUUGUCUCUUUCUUCCUCCACUCCUCUUGCAUGCAGGAUCUGAAAUGUAUGUGUGUAAUGUGGGAAAAUAACAUUUGCUUGGGCGUAAAAAGGAGCCUUUUUUAAGCUGUUGAGUUCAAAAGUAGAAAUUAAAACUAAACAACUUAUGUUAGGAAUUUUAGCUUUCUGUUUCUAUGGUUCCACGUUUGACUGUGCCUAUAAACUGAGUGCUGACCUCUAUCCUGCGUGGUAGUCAAAAUCGAUCAAUUUGCAGCUUCUAUUUAUAUGAUCGUAUUUAUUUAUUUCUUACUUGCCACGUACUGUAUAUCAUAAAUCAUGCAUUUUAUUGAGGGUUAUUCAAAUGAGUCCGACACCUCUAGCCUUAUUCCCUUCCCCAUGUAAAUAUUCAGCCCCUUACUAUAGUCUACAGCAGUGAUUCAGCUUGGUGCGCUGAGUUAGAUAACAACUGGGCCAAAGUUUUGGUGUGCUGGAGUGUACGAGGCAAAGCGAAUGUGUGCUUACAUAUCUAAGGGACAACACAAGACAAAGGGGAGCAUCAAGUCUCUUCAGAAGUAGUUUGCUUUGGGAGAGAUCGCCGAACAUGGAGCUGAUUUGUUUCAGCAUCCAGAGGUACUGGAUUCUUGGGGCACAGCAAGAUUUGUCCUAGAUAAAAACGGAAACUGUCAAAAGUGAUCAGAUCUCUGUGAAUACGGUUUGUUUUUAAGUCAGCCAUAUUGCAUAACCUAAACGCUUGUCCAGCACCAUGUCUACAUUGACAAAGCAUCUUGACUCUUUUGUCCGCAGGGGUCUGGAGUUGUUUUCAGUGAAGGUCAGCCUUACGUGUGUUAAUGCUAAUGUCCUCACAAAGGACACAGACAGCAAGUUAUCUCAUAAGUGAAAGCUCACACGUGGGAGCUGCAGGGACAAAAAUAAACAGAUCUGACAGUUCAGCCUCACAUGACUCGCAUCAUAUUCAGAUCAGAGUUAGAUUUGACGCAUUACAUGAUUUUUGCUUAAACUGACAGAAUAACAUGGCCGCCUCUUGCCAUGUUUUGACACAUGCUCAUGGGUUUUUAAGGGCAUGUUAGAAACUGUACAUGUUCAGGUGUUUGGGUGUUAUGUAUAACAGAGCACAGAUAAGGAGUGGGAGCGUUUAUUUCUGUCAUCGUUCCAAGGUUGUAUGAGGUGUGAAAUGUCAAUCUGUAUAUUCACAGAGCUGUUUUUUUUUUCUUUUCUUUUUAUAUAGUGAUGGCACAAAUCUUCUGACUCAACACAGGAAUUUUCAAGAAGUGAGAGGCCUAUAGACAGCUCAAGCAAAGCAUAGAAGGUGUAAAUCACAGUGUGGCUUUUUCUGUAAUUACUUAAAAGAUUUCCAAACAGAAAGUUUCUGUAAAUCAAAUGAUUCUCUGUCUGCAAUCUGGCUGGCAAAAGUCUGCAGCUCAGCUCCCCAAAGGAACCACUGACUUCUGAAAACUGCUGACGACUCACAAAAGCAAACUCCUGAUGUGCAUUUAGGCCACUGUGUUCUGGGCUAUUGAUAUAAUACUCUCACUUUCAUCCCCCCAGGCUUUUUGCAUUUGCCCUAAAAACAGGCAAGUUUGGGCCUGUGAGGAUGCAAUGUUGCUAAGCUGGCAACAAUACCGUAGUCCCCUCAGUAAGACUGCAAAUGCAUUAAUCACUGGUUCUAAGUGUUGUCAUAUGCAAGCCCAUAAUGAAUUGCAUUAGGGGUGCUGGCCAGGCAGACAUCAACAACAAAGAAGGUAGCCAAAGCCCAGCCAAGCUGCUAGCGUGGCUGCCAACUGGCCCCACUGUGCACACCACUCAAAUUGAGUUAGUAAUGCGCAUCUCACCUCAUAUGCAGCUCUUACAUCUCCAUCAGUAAGUGUUUGCUGUAUGACCCCAGAGACCCCGAAUGCACUAACAUUAAAAGAGUAUGCAACUUUGAGUAGAAUCGACGUUUGGAUUCCUUUAUAUUUUUCUACGGCUCUUAAAUGGUGCCAGAAAUAUACUUUGUAAUGCUAACCAUGCUGGAGGACUGGGUGACAAACAACAUUAUAGCACGGGGAAUAGUAAUUAUUUUGGCUCCUGUCUUCAUAAGCGAUGCAAAUUAGCUCUGUGGCGGGUCAAAGAGGACAUAAUGAUGCCACACUGGGGUGAAAAUGUUCCCUCUGUCCCCGCUUUGUGUGACUGUAUUCUAGGCCACAUAUUAACUAUUAUUUAGCUGUUUAUUAGAGUGUAUUUUAGUAGAAUAUUGGCUCUUAAUUACGAGUAAGACUACACUUGUGAACACCUUAUUUUGCAUGACCAUAUUCUACUCCUACUAAACCAUUAACUAAGUGUUUUACAUGAAUAACCUCGUAAUUACAGCAAAUAGCAAGUAAGGAAGUUGUGCACAACACUUUGAUUCUUAAUUAAGUUGGACAAACAAAUGCUGCAACUGUCACGUAUUAUACCUUAAAAGACAUGGAAGUCUUAUGAGACAAGUCUACAUAGCUCCUUUACUGAUGGACCAUUGAAGUAAUUUUUAAACAUGUCUCUGGAUGAUAAGGUUUAAGAAUUAUUCUGCAUAAACAUGCUGUAUAAUUGAUAGCUUACUGAGGUUUUUAGUGUGCAGAAGGACACAAAGGAUAUCCCUGUGUUUUUGCCAUUCUGCAUAACGUGCUGAUUUCGAAAACGGGAUGCUGCAUCUCAAGGAGCUAUCUUAAAUAAAUUGAAAAUCUGAAAUUAGAGGAAGGGUAAAUUCAAUAAUCUAGACUCCACAUUAAAAACCUUCUCAGGUCAAUAUGAAUGUAUUUUUUAUUUUUUUUUUUUAGCUGAUCAGGCUACUGCAUAAUUUCACACUUCCUGUAUAACAUAACUUAGAUGCAUUUUGACAGGAAAAUUUGCUGGGUGUCUUGCUGAUCACUAGGGGAGGGAGAAAAAAUCAAUGCAGCAUUGUAUCAUAAUAUUUUGUCUGUUGAUAUAAAUCAUAUCGUCUCAUUUACCAAGUAUUGAUUCUUCGAUACUUCGAUUGGUUGAAGCCCUUUGACAAGAGUUAUUAACUCUGUAUUACUAGAACAACACCAGAGACAAGCAGUUCCCGCAUGUUAUAUGAACUUAAACUGCUGAAAAUAGUUCCAGCACUUUUUACUUCUGCAUGUUAACACCAUUAACAGAAAGAGAUGUCAGUUUUCUUAGCGUCAUGGUAAUCUUCUUUUUUUAUCACUACAAGGAAAAAACAUUAGGGUUAGUGAUAAUAAAAAAUGUUUAAGUUUGUGUCGUUCUCCUCAUUUAUUUUUAAAGGGUGUGUUGACUGCAAAGCUCUGAGAGAAAACAGACCAGGGUGAGGUUAAACGUCAACAUUUGAAUUCACACAGAAGACCUUAACACGUUGUUUUGUGUAACCGGGGAUGGAAAUGUCUAUUUAAGUGACACUCCUACACAGUAGACAACUUCAUAUCUUAGUAUUGGUUUCACCCGACUUACCUGCUUACCAUACUUUAUCUCUUGUUUAUCUGAGUGUGAAGAGGAUGUAAUUGUGAAAAAAAGGUGUGGGUUCAUAAGUAUAAAACUAUUAUAGAAUAAUCAUAAACAAAACCUAACGUUAGUCAGGGCGACAUAUUCAAAGUGAAAAAUACUUUGUUUUGAGUUACCUGAGCUCUACUUACACCUUUCAUUGUUGUUUUUGCUGCACAAGAGUUGACUAGAUUUAUAUAUUGUUACUACGGGAGAAUGACUACUAUCACUUUAAUGAUAUUCAUAUUUAAUGUGAGCAUGUUAAGAUUUUUUUAAUGCAUAACAACGUACAUGAUUUUACUAACCAUUACUUUGGAGGUUGUUAGGGCAAAACCCCUUAAUCAAGGGUUUAGUUAUAGAAAAUUAUGGUCGUACAGAAUGAGAUGAGAAGUGUUUUUAAAGCUCCAGUGAGGAACUCUCAGUUGGUAUUGAUUUAGCGCCCCUUGUGGAUAAAUCUGUCUUUGUUUAUCUUGUCAUCUACAAAUUAAAACAGUAAACUGGCAAAAAAUUCAUACUGUUGGCUUUUAAAAGGCAAAUAAGUCCUUUAAUGUGAAUAUUUUGUGCUGUAAUACCUUCAGUUGCUUGGCUAACACCUUCACACCAGUUUUAGGCGUAAAAAAUUAUAAGGGUAAAAUCAUCCAUCUUGUAACUGAUGGGCUUGUUUGCUUUUUGUAUAUCAUUAACAAACAUCACCAUGAAUUUGACUUGAUUUCAUUGACGUCAGAAACCUCUUACUGGAACUUUAAAGAGUAAUCAAGAGUUAAUAUUUUACUAAUGCACAAGCAAUUACUCAGUUAUAUUUGGCAUGCUUUAAUUCUAACCAUGUCCAGUUGAUUUAUGUCACACCUGUUUAUACAGCAACACCAAAAUAUAAAGAUGUAAGAAGCCGAAAAAUCCCAGCCCCUCCACUAAGACUCUGACUGGUAUUGUGUGGCUCCUCCGCAUUUAGCUUACUCUGUGUUGAGUACAGCAGAGAAAUGUUAAGUGGUGUUCAGACUAUCGAAAAAUAGCAGCAGGAAGGAUUACAGGGAGUUGGAUUUGCGAGCACAGACAGUUUACACAUGCAGGCAUCAUACUGCCAGACUUAAUUAACAUAAUGACUGAGCUCUCGGUCAGGAAAACGCUAUGACCUAUUCCCUGGAAUGCUGUUUUGAAAGUGCUCACACAAUAACAGAUGGACACUCAUUAGUCAAUGAAGUUGACUUGAUAAGCUUUUCAAUAUGUAUCAACUUGAACUACUAUCAUCAGUGUGGGUGUUCCAGCUCAAUAUCCUAUUUUUUUGUCCAUUACAGAGAGACAAAUAAUUUUUAAUUUGUAAAUCUGUGGACUUGUUUGGUGGUUCCACCUUUUUUCUGUUUCAUUGUAUGAUAAAUCCGCAAAGAACCAAGAAUUUAAUCUUUGAGUUUUAUGUGUGUGGCCUCUAUUUGAACCCAAACAAGCCCUGGCCUCUGGUCCUACUUUGCAGCAUGUUUAUUCAGUCCUCUUACUCUGUGUGCAGUGUGUGGGUACUGUCAUGACAAAGUGUAGUCUGCACACGGCUGCUGGUGCUGAAUCUGUUUGGUCUCCAAAUUGAUUUUUUUGUUUCAGGGUUUCAUCCUGUGAACAUAAACAACAGUAAAAUCUUGUUAUUAACUCAGUGGCGCUGAUAGAUGAUGAUCCUGAUGAUGAGACAACCUCUACUUCUUGGCUGUUUAAUGCACCUUUAACCAUUUUCCCUCAAAGUAUCAUAACUCCACUUAAGCUUUUGGCUCACUCAUUUUACUUUUGCUCCGUUUAUUUCACCACAUCUCUCCAUCUGUCACAGUAGCAGUGAUAGGCAGCUGGUCUCAGUUAUGAAGGGUACACUUAUUUAAAAGAUGAAUGACGUCAUUAACUGUUACAACAGAAUUUGCCCAUUAAAGCUACAGUAAGCUGUUUUAGCAGCAUUAACAUACCUGUCAAGUUUUGGUUUGGAAAAUAAGGGACAUUGUCUGGGUUAGGGUUAGGGUGUGCAGUGUUGCCAACCUAUCGAUUUUGUCGGUAGAUUUAGCGAAUUUUCAGACCCCCUUGUGACUUAUUUUCAAAAAAACACCUAAUUUAGCAACUUCCGACAUUAAAGCAGGUAUUGAUGUUACUCUUUUUAACGGGAAGCUGGUGUGCACUGAAAAUACGCACACGUACAGACACAGCGAGGAAGACUCCUCACUCCUCCUCUGUAGGCAAAGUGUGGUGUGUGUGUGUGUGUGUGUGUGUGUGUGGGUGGGUGGGGCAAAAAUUAUGCCAAUUAGGCAAUGACAUCAUUUAGCCACUUCUCGGACAGCCACUAGCGACUUUCCUGACUGAGGAGUAAUCAACACUGUCUAUGUGAUCACAGAUGACAACUCACUACUACUAGUUAGUGGGUACUUAGCACACGCUAGUGACAGAGUUCAGUUUGGAGAGGUAGAUUAAUGUUUUUUUAUAUACAUAUAAUACAGGAGAUUUAUGGAAGAAUACUAAUACGAGAAGACGGUAGGAAAGAGGGGUAAAAUGCGGUAGUUUCCUGGCUAAACAGGAUACUUGAAAGACUAUGGAACAGACUCAGUAGAAGUGUGAUAAAGUAUUCAUGCUUAAUUGAGUUUGGCAUCUUGCACUGACAUGUUUCUACUGUAGCACUAAUUUGAAAAACAAAUGGAGAAUGUUACUUGUCCAAAUCACAGGAGCGUCUUGUCUUCAAAGGUCACCAUCACUUGACUACUAGGAGGGGUGAGCAAGGGUGUAUUUAAGUCUAGAAUAUGACCGCUAAAUAUUCCAACAUCUUUGAUUCAAUCUGUGUCACAUAAUUACUUUUUUGUGUGUAUAAGUGAUCGCUUGUUUUAUAUCUGCUUUGCUGUUGGUUUUUAAGCAAAUAUAUAACUGCUUGUCAUGUUUGCUAUUAUGUUAGUUUUUUUGUUUAGCCGUUUAUGUAUAAUGUGCCUUAUUUCCAGCUGUCUAACCAGGGACAAGGACUGCAAAUUAGCCAUCAGUUUGCAUCAGUUGCUCUUUAAUUAGGUGUAACAAAUGACUAAAUGUAUUGUCCCUGUCAAAUAACCACAUAAAUAAAGAAAAUACAACAUCUCUAAACUCUGAAUUUAAGACAAUUCUGCUUUUUCACUUUAUUCUGUGUAUUUUAGGAGAAAAAGUCCUUGUGUUGUGGAAAUAAAUGAGUAACUUUUAUCAUGAUGACAAAUAACUUGUAAAUAACUACUGACCUGUCUCUUACAAGCAUGUCAUCAUAUCAUGAUUAAGUUUGGCCUAUUUUUGAGGCUAAUGAGACACAAACUUAAUGAAUUAUUUUGGCAACCAGCCUACGAAGUUUUCAACUGUGAGAACAGUGUAAAACGAACAUGCACUGUUGAAGCAUGGGUAAGACUUUGGUUGACUAAUCUGAAAAAUGACACUUUUAUGUCCACUAUUUUGCAACCUGCUGAAACUUUUCUUUCUCAGCAGUGUGUUCCUUGAAAAUCAUUGCAUAUUCUUCAGCAUUAAUAAGGGUCACACUUGAACUAGCUCCUGAUUUUAUUUUCCUAAUGAUCAUGUGGACAAAGUGCAGCUGGCGGGAAAAAGCUUGUAGAUUCUUCAGUUUUCAUCUGAAGUCAUAAAAGCCCCAUAAAAGUUGUGAUUUCUUGAGUUAAUGAGAGAACAUACCAGGAUGGGUGGUCAUGAAGAAUAUAUUUCACCUGCAGAAAAAUCUUUAACUAAUUUAAAAACUGUCAAUAAAACAUGACAAAAAGCAAACUGCUAUUUUAGAAGUCAUUCUGCAAUAUCUGUGGUUCCCUGUGAGAUGGCCUGCAUAAUGUAGCAGCUGCAGAGCCCAUGCUGUAAACCCAAUUCCCAUUCCAUUUUGCACAUCUUGAUUUCCCGUGAGAUUUCAAGUUCACAAAGCAGCACACUUUUCUUUGAUUACUGCGGGUCAGCAUGGGGAGUGGGUGGAAGAUGCAUAAAAUUCUGGGGGAUGAGGGGGUCUGUGUUUUGUCUCAUAUUUGUAACAUGCAGUCAGAUUUUAAGACACAGAAACAUCCUCUCAUGUGUUGCCUAACUCUGCAUCCUCUGCUUUGUUUUGGUGCCUUUUCUAAGUUUUCAGCCACUAAUCCACUUCAUUAAUGUUUUAAUAGAGGGAUGAGUGUAAACAUGAUCCACUGCUGUCUUCAGUGCUCUUGGGUUAAGGAUGAACAAAGGCCAUGUAUAAUUCAGAGUGACACAGUUCUGCGCCACGUUGGCCAGGGUAAUUGGAGCCAGAGCUGCCUACAGGGCAGGGCAGGCCAACUCCCAGGAGAGGCUGAGGCUGAACCCUGUUGAGGCAUUGCUAUCACCACGAGUCAUGACCUGGAGAGUUUCACUACAAAGUAGCAGUUCAGGUGACAGGGUCAGAGUCUGAAUUUUCCUUCGCAGAGUAUUGAGUUGCUUCCCAAAGACCUGUUACAGCAUCACACUCCCAGGACUGAAAACUUGAUGCCUAGGAGUUGCACUGCAAUGCAAACAAAUUCCAACACAUUCUGGUUGUCAAAUGAGGUGGCUUGAUCCAUGUCCCUGAACUGCAAAAUACAGCAGUCAAGGUACCACUGUAGGUAAAGGCUUAUAUGUGGAUUAACAGUUAAGUAGGUAAGCAAGAAUCUAUCAUGUUGAGGUCAGACUGUACAAUCUUUUUAGGCCGUCAUGACCGUCACUGUAUCGGAUUAGGCAAUCGCAGAGCCAUAAAUUUCUGCUUACAGACUAUGCAGACUGUGUGCUGGUACCCAAUAAAUCAUCCAAACCAAUGUGAUGAUGUUGGAAGGCAGACCUGCAGGGCCAGACGACAUCUAUAAACAAGACUAUAAACUGAUCAGGAGCUGACAUCAAGCUAAAUUUACCACUGGCCUUUGACGAUUACUGGUAACCGCUGACCCAGGAACAUUGCUUUGAUUCAGAAAAAUAGCCAAUGCUUCACUCUUUAAAUAAAGACAAUGGUCUGAUUGGAAUUACCAAAAUUUACACCAUCUAAUUGAUUUAGCUGUUCCUCCGUCUUGUCCUCAGUCGGCCUCAGCUUGUGGGAGUGGCAGCUCAUUUCAAUUAGGCCUUGAUUGCUGUUAACAGUGAUUUACUGUAUGGGAUAAAGUGAUCCAUUUUGGAGGAAUUCGGUCUGCCAGAUCAAGUACCCAGCCUAGAGACCCUUUUAGUGUUAAUAUCUAAAUUAAAGUGGCUUUUUUGGAGUUUAGCUAAAGGCAAAAAAACUUCCUAAAUAUGUAACGUAGCAUUAGCCACCAAAUUUUGUUGGCCUGUUUGAAGAUAAUGGGCGUCUUUUUGCUUUUUUGUCACUUGUUUGUUUUUGCUAAUAAAGCUAAUGGUAGCCCACAUGCUAAAGAAAAGUUAAGAGUUCCUUUUCAUGCCUUUCCCAGUUUCUGAUGAGGAUAUGAUCAUCCUUGAUGAGCACGUUAUCCAUCCAUUCAACAGUGAAAUCAUACUUGUGUGCUCUGCACUCUCGAGUAUUUUUAUUUUCCUUAUCCGAUCCUUCUAUUUAACCAAAGCUCUUUUAUUUUUGGUGAAUAAAAGCUGGUUUACAGUAGAAAGAUAGUUUUGAGGCGUCACUAUUACUCCUGCCCUGGCAUGACACUUUAGGACUUUUCUUUACAAUUUGUUUUCUAUAGUUUGGAUAUGUGUUUGCUUUAGUGUUACUUGUUUUUUGUCUCCAGCUCUAAAACAGCUUAAAGCAUGUCGUCUGAACUUGUAAUAGACUUCAAAUAAACUGGUCAAGGUCAGAGACUCAUUGAUAAAUAAUUAAGUAGGAUUUUAAAUACUCUUGUCAACAAAGGUUUUGCGGUAAAUAGUGCUUCAACGUGCAACAUUCACCGACGAGUUGAUAACUUACCAAACAUGUGCCAGUAAUGUAAUAUGACCAGUUAAUUCAGUCAUUUCAGUUAUGUUACUCCUGCAUGACAGUAAGGUACAACUCCAUUCUUACUGCAUGGUACCUCAGCCCUGCAAAUUUCUUCAAUUUUUGCUCUUUUUAUUGUGUCUUCAGACUUUAAUUUAAAAUUAAAACAGUACGUGCACUUAGACACGGUCUUAAGGGGGACUUGUAGUAUCAAGUUUAAGAUAUUGGACCACAAAUAAAGUCUUGAGAAUGAGAGAAGGCUGCACAUGCACAUGAUACCACACUGCCCCAUAUGACUCUCACUCCUCGCUGCUAUCUUUUACUACUCAACUGGUUUGUGAUGAGAAAAUAUCUAUUCCAUUAACUCGGGCUGACAGCUUCUUUUAUCUUGGCCUAAUUUGAUGUUUAUUUAAAGUAAGGAUGUGAGAGAGAGACAGCCAGAGCCGGCGAGGGAGAGUGGAGUGUGAAAAGGUGGACUGAAUUACACAGUGCGAUGGCAUCAGCUGCUGCAUGUACAGGAGCAGGGAAGGAUAAUCUGCCAGUGUCAGAAAUAAAAGGUGAAAAGCCAAAAGCUUUAUUUUACUGGCGGUGUGCAGCACUAUGCAUGAUGGGUACUUUCCUCUCUGCCUGUGCCCGGUUGAGUGUGAAGCAUGAAUCGCUAAGACCAGCAUAUUUAGCUGUUUCCUCCUAAUAUGAUACAACAGUAGACAAACAUUCGGUUGGAGUCGUUAUUGUCCCUUUCUGAGCGUCCUCUCUUGUAUCAGCACAUUUCCAUGUGUGAAUAUGUGCUUUAGUAAUGAGAUCUGAAUACACCCAUGGUAUAGUGAUGUCAGCGAGUUUCCACGCAGAAGGAAUCCCCUGCUGAAUGAUUCACUCUCGCCCCCUUGUCACAUGAAUGCUUGUCAUAUUGUGCAUUCAUACGCAGUCUGUUCCUCUCCAGCCCUCCGCCUGCUCUCGUCUUGUAUGAAUCUCAUACCGUUUUUCUCUCUGACUUCUUCUUUAUCUGCCUCUUAAUUUAACAACAAGGUUAAUGAAAACUAAAGAAAUCAGGAACACUAAACCUUGAAUAAAAAUAAGAAUAAGGCUUUGGAAAAACAGGAUAAUUGUCAUUACAUAGAGGAUGCUCUUUGUGUACCUGGGGUUGACUCCAUUUCUCUUCACUAUCAUGUAUCUUAAAGGGUACUUUUAAAAAGCUUGCUGAAGGUCUUUCUGAAACAUUUACGACACCAAGACAACUUUUGUUCAAUUGCAGACAGUUAACAUCCUGAGUGAGACUCUCUUGAAGCGUGUUGCUGCUCUUUAAAUACUAUCCUGUUUGUGCUUUGUUAAAAAAACUGAUUUUUAGACACAUUUAUUCCGAUUCAGUCAAAGAACGUAUACUUAAACGAAUUCAUUAAUGCUACAUUAAUUCAAAAGAAUUCAAAUCUAUCAUAAACCUCAAAAGCAACACGUCACCACUGCAAAAGCACGGGAGGAAUGCUGGCAGAAAAUUGCAGACAGUCUCAAUGCUUAAGUAUAGUGCGCAAAAAAUCUUUGAUGCCAUUAUCACCCUGAAAUAACACUGUUCAACAUGCGCUUUUAACAUGCACCAGACAUGUCUAAUUCAUUUCCAAGAUGAAUUCAUUCAUUUGAUCAUUUCUAUUGUGUUUACAUUUCAGUGUGAUAUGUAGGCCAAAUGAGCCUUUCAAAAAGGUGGUAAUCCGGAAAAGUAAGUGGGUCCGUGCGGAGCCUGAAAACUCUCACGCGCCGGAGUGCUCCUCGGAUAAUGCGAGCACCGAGGUCUAUAGGAUCCUCCAAGAAUGGACAAGCCAUUUUUCGAGAGAGCUCAUUGGUCAGUGGGCGGGGUUUUUAUACUCGGUGAGUUCAAUCCCCGGAGCAGGUUAGCCGUUUAGCGUACAUUGCCAUGGAGACUCGCCUCGCUUAGAAGUGAACCCGCGUCGUAGAACAGGAAACCCUGAACUUACCCUCGAAGUUACCUCGCUAAGCAGUAAUCCUGCUUCGUAGAAUAGGCCCCAGGAUUGUUUCUAACCCUUUUCAACUGGAGUGGCCCAACCUCGGCACUGACGCUGGCAUGAAAUAUGUGAGCCCACACUCCAAUAAAUAGCAUUAAUUAUUUUUUAUUAGUAUUAGUUGAUAUCAAACUAAGUCUUGUCUUUGAUGGGGCAAAUUGCCAAAUAAGAUGUGUUGAGUUUGUUAUGCUCGUUGAUCAGUUUCUGGAGUAUCUUGCCUCUGACUAGUGUCUGUGCUACAAAAUCUAAAAUUAACACUAAUGCUCAUAAAAACUCAUCUCAAUCUUAGCAUUUAAAAAAAUACGAAAACUAAACUUAACUAAAAAUCCCAAAUGAAGCCAAAAACUAACUGCCAAAUGAAACAUAACAUAACAUAAAACUAACAUGAUCAAUUCCUCCAUCUUCUUAAACCCUGUUUGCUUUCUUCCUAUCCUUAGUGGUUCAUUCCUUGUGUUAAAUAAUGUAGGAUAGAGACACUUUAGUGAGUCAUUAUCACAACUGGAUUCCCACCAAGCAGGUGUAAACUUAAGCAUAAAUAUCAACUCUUGCAGGAGUCUGUAGUUGCAUGAUCAUGGUGAUGUACCUUUAUUGCUGGUGCAGAGAUCAAUCUGCACAGACAGUGUCCGGGAAGGGAGAGAAACAAGUCUCUGAUAUCAGUCUGUCACAGCCAGGUAGAUCAAUCAGGACUGGGACAGCAGAUAGCACAUCCCCACGGCUGGCUGUAAUCCUAAUGUAAUCCAUCAACUGUCCAGACUAGGAGUGUAACAUAGCAGUGUGAGCUGACACACUCGAUAGUGUAGUGCCAUGAAUCAUGCUGCUGUUGUGUAGUAGACUUCUCCAGUGUCACUAUUUUAGCUUAUAGCAGAAUUUGGGGUCAUUUAUGAACUCAAAGCUGAUAUCGAUUCACUCUGAGUGUGGCUGUUAUUAAAAAAUGGCUCCACAAAGAAACAUGCUGAGCACUUCCACAAGUCCACCUUAUGUUCUUCUUUUCUUCAUUCAUUGGUUUGAAUGAUGACCCUUUAGGCCAUAUUUAAGGGAUUUUUUUUUAUUUUUAUUUUUUUUACAGUAAUUAGGUUUUGGUGGUGGGAUUAACAGGAACGCCUUAAGCAAAUGUUUAACCUUUAAUUGACCCGGUGUAUAAUCCUUGUAUGUCUACUCACAGACUGCAGUGUGCUGAUGUAGUUUUAAAUGUGCAAAAGACGAUUAAUUAAAUAAACUGGAAACAAGUGAAGCUAAUAAAUACAGUAUAUAUUUUUAUCUUAUUUGCUUAUUGAACUAAUAAAAAAUAGUGAUCUAGCACUGAAGUAAUUUUCUCCCAUAAUCUAAUAUGUGUUGAUUAUAAUAAGAAAGGGUGUGUUUUCUCAAAAAACUGGAAUCAUCAUUCAAUCAGAAAAUGAACCCUAAAAAUAGAAAGAUAUGACACACCUUUGACUGUAAAAUCCACUCAAUUCGUGAGACAGGCAGCUUUCUGGUGUUGACGUCUAGGGACUUUUUAAAUCCCAAAGAGAAGAUCAUCUUAUUUUCGGAGACUGUCCUGAUCCACUUCCUCAGAAACAAAAGUAUCCUGUGUGUGAAGAUAAUAGACCAAUCAGGAGCUGUGCCCACUUUUGUCAAAAAUUUACUUGCAUGCAUUGGUUAUUUUUAGGGAUAUCACUCUGAUCUGAGAGCUCCCUGCCUUUCCACGUGCUUACAUGAAAUGCCAAAUCCAUGAACUGUAUAUACUGUGGACAACUCAGUUUCACCUUCCGCCAGUAUACUGAUUUGAAGCUGAAAAGCUCUCAGUAAUAACCCAUUUUUUCUCCACUUCCUGAAACCAACAUUGCACAGUAGCAUUGCACACAUUCGGCUAGAGAGUCGCUGUGAUGAUGCUUAGCUCAAACAGCGUAUCCCCCAGCUGAGCUAUGCCAUCUUUGUUCGCCCAUAGGCUGUACCAAUGUCAAUCAUAGAAAACAUGAACCCUCUAAUAACUUUUAAAAAUGAAGCUGCACAGAAAAAAGAGGACUUGAGCACAAACCAGUCUUACAUAACUACAUGUCAACAUCGCAGACGGGGGAGAAAAAUGUAUAUUCUGUGUAAUAAAUGUGUAAAAAGUUUGUCCACAGCCCCAUAAGGAUUGCUGGAGGAGGAGGAAUUUACGACCUAUACUGCAGCCCGUCAACAGGGUGUGCUGUUCUCGGAGUGGCUUCACCCAGCGAGGAGGCAGACGGCGUCCAUUCUAUAUACAGUCUAUGGCCAAAUCCUAAAGCAGGGAGAGCACACAUGCCCUCUUUUUAAUGUGCAUGAAAAGCCACGGCAGGGAGAGCAGCAGCAAAGAUCUCCAAGGUCUAGAAUGUAUAUGUGACCAAAACCAAACUUGUUUAACUUUAAGAAACGUGCAUUUUACAAUGCUAACAGGACUAUAGCUACAGCUAAGCUUAUAUUCGAUCAACAGUCCUGUGAUGGAGGAGAAGUUACAAACAUUGCCUUUUAUUUGCAAAAGAGAUAUCAAGCAGGUGUAGCUUGGAAAGCAACAGUCAUGGGAUUUUACUGCCGUCAUUUAGCUGCCAGUUUGUUGAUAUUUUGGUCCUUUUUUUUUUUUUUUUUUUACACUAACUUUGAGUAAAAGUGUCAGAUCUUUAUGAGUACUUGACACUGUUUUCUCAAAGCUGCUGCACUUCUUUUAAGCUGUAGUAGGUUCAAAGUGACAGAAAGCAGCUCACAGGGAUAUAAUGAGAAGCAUUUCCAUACAGGACCUGAGUUAUAGAUUACUACUUUUCUAGAUGCAUGUCACAUUCAGAGUCUUCUCAGAGUCUUUUCUGUCAGGCGGCACAUUGUAUUCUGAAUUACUACAAUUAUGACAUUUGCUCCAGAAGACUCCACUUUUGGUCUGUUCAGUAAAUCCUAAUCUUUCACAGACUCUUAUAAACCUGAACCCUGCUGAGUUAUUCUGCUUCAUUUCAGUGUCAGUGUAGCUUUAGUAGGGAGAUCCAAUCCCCCCUUGCUACAAAUCCUACAUAUUCUUAUGUAAGUCGCACAUUUCUACAGAAAUGAAAUGCAAAUAUUUAGCUGUGUGUGAAUAUCCAUUUCACACAACUCCAGUGUAGGUUUUACAUCUCAGCCCAGAUACUCCUAUUCGCCUGGUCUUUGAUCAAAGUGAAGGUUUAAAUCCUGUAACUGCUGCUGGAACCAGGUGUCCACCAGGAUAAUUUCAUUCACGAUAUUAAAGGGGUAUGUAGGACAGGCAAGACCAGACAGCUAAGUCUCGAAGGCAAAGACCAGGGGCCUCAUGUAUCAAUACUUGCGUGGAACUCAUACCAGAAACGAGCGCACGCAAGGUCCGUCACGCUGAAAAAAAUCCGUAUGUAUCAAUGUGUGCGGGCGCCGAAAUCCACGUGUGUUUCCUUGAUAAAUCCCAAUCAGCGUGGAAUUGAGCGCAGAUGUCGGAGUGACUGGGCCCGCCCCCGUUACGCCCUCCUAUAAAUAUGCAGAUUUAUUUAAAUAGGGUCUCCCUGUCCUCGCACGCAGACAAAAUGACAAGAAAAACUAAAUUUACGGCGUGCGAGGUGGAGGUGCUGGUGGCGGACAGCGUGUUUUGUUUGGCAGCCUGUCCAGUGGCGUCAGUGCAAAACAAAAACGCUUGGAGUGGGAGAAAGUUUGCGAGAGGGUGAAUGCGGUGGGUUCCGAGACACGCACCCCCGCGAAGAUUAAAAAAAAGUGGUCGGACCUCAAGGUGGAGGUCAAGCGGCGUACAGCUGCCCUCCGGAGGAGUACUGGCCAGACAGGUGGGGGUCCGGGGGAGGAGACCCUCACACCGUUUGAGCAGCGGGUGGUGGCGAUUAUUAUUAUAGGGUAAGUGGCGUGCCACACAAAUGUCCACAUGCUUUGUCAUCCCACUGAGCAAAAGACGUAUAUUAGACAUCUAGUCUAAGUUUAUACUUCAUUUCAACGUCGGGAUUCAGUCUAUUUUAAGACGUGAUUUAUACUUCGCCCUUAACUUCAUUUUUCGAUAACUUUUUAUGCAAUAAACAACUGUAAUGUGCAUAACUGACCUCGAAAUACUGGAUUACAUUACCUAUGAUACCGUGGAGAGAGAUGUAAACGCAACAGAUACACAGAAGCAGGAAUUGAAAUAAACAAAUAUUUUUAUUGUGUCACAGAAAUCAAUGUGUCGGCCGUGUCGCCGGCUUGCGGAACCCCGGCCCGCGGCAGCCCGUCCGCCGGCUUGGAGUCGUCGGCCAGGACCAGCGGCAUUCGGGCCACCCCGGCCCCCGGCCCCAGCACCAGCACCAGCAUCAGCGCGCCGACAAGCGGUGGAGCGUCCACCAGCCGCGGCGCUUCCGCUGGACCACCCGGAAGGGUCCUCGCGGAGGGGGUCCUGCAAUCGCAGGAAGAAAUCAUCAGGGGGAUCGCGGGGAUCAACGAGCGGCUGGACCGGCUCGUUGAUCCCCGCGAGCGUCUGGUGGAGAAAAUAAAUUAAUUUGGCUCAAUGAACUGUGUAUUCACUUCUUACCCAUUCACACUGUGGCGAUGAGAUUCUCCCGCGCGAGGACGGCGGCCCGGCAGGGAUCAGCUCGCAUCCCUCCGUCUGCUGCUGGUUUGUCAUGUGGGGCGACGUGCUGCUCGGCCACGGGGAUGUGGUGCACGCUUGUCACAUAGUGAUUCACCAAACACCGCCACACAGCGUCGCCAAAGUGCGAAUCACAGUCAACGCAAAUAUCUGCUCAACGCCAAUUUCUACACCACCUCCUGACUUUGCGUUGAUUAGCGAUGAUAAAUCUGGACGUGUGCGCCGAUUUUGGCGUACGCAAGGUUUUCUUGCGCCGCAAGCGUUGAUACAUGAGGCCCCAGGUCCCUGAGGAGUUGAGCUACUUUAGAGUACAGUCUUUGCGGACUAUGGACAGGUAUUUCAUUAUAUUGAAUUUUUAAUGCGUCCAAAUGUUUACUCAGAAAUGUGGCAGGGACAUUAAUGGUUUUUUUUUAAUGUUAUACUAAAACUGCUCUCAGACAAUCAAUCACAAUAAGGUCAGGGUGUUCUGCUUGUCUGCUGUUUAAUAGAAACCCUAUUUCUACCCUCACCAUUGUUUCAUCAUAAGCAGUUUUUUUAGUUUGGACGGCCACCCACAAGAUACAAUUCAGUCAGGACCGUGUAUGUCAGAAGAGUUAAUUACUUUCAGGCAAUGGUUCAAUUUCUACACCCUCAAGAUGCAGAGCAGAGCUGACAUCAGUGACAAUGCAUAUGAUAAUGAUGAGAUUUUAUAAAGCAUUAAUGGAGCAGGCUGCAGCAUUUUAAAUAGAAGGUUCAUUCUGACAUUGGCCAAGUGUGUAGAUGUGAGUUGGUUUCCAUUUGUACACCUCUGAUUUUCUAUUAGCUUCAAUUUGGUGUAAGUGACAAUAUGGGCUCUAUUUUCGUGUACGCCGGUGAGGCGACGGAGGGUGGCGGACCCGCGCAGUUGUAUUUUCGUCUGGCGGAGCCCAGCGUACAGCCAGUUUGGUAUUUUUGUGGACUGAGGCGCACGGAGGCGAACCGAGAUCCGCCAAGCUGGGCGUAGUGGUGUGGCAGGGGGAGGUGUCGACAGAAUCAGCGGGCGCAGUGACAUUUUCGUGCUCGCCAGUGGCAUGUAAAGUGCGCUGAAAGCUCGCCGAAUUAAACCUGGUCAGCUUUCAGCGCAGGCGGAGCGCAGCUGGUCUAGUAGUAUUUUGGUAGACCGGCGGCGUACCGGCAUACGUCACCAAUGCCUCACCGGCAGGUUUCCACAGUGUCAGGCACAUUUCAGUGCAAUAAAUAAUCAACAACAACUAAUAAUCUGAGUCAGCACAUACAUUAAGUUAUAGAUAUAUUCUGAUCUAUAUCUGAUCUGAUGAGCGCGUUUGGCACGCGUUUGGACACACAACCUGACCGAAUCAACACAGCUGAAACCGCAUUAAAUUAAAUUAAAUAUCUAGUAAAUAAACACACAUGAUGAAUUUAACAAGAUAUUUAAUUCGUCUCCCUCCCUUUCUUCUUCCUCUUCUCUUAUUUCUCGCGCAGCUCGACCUGGACAUGUCUCCGUGUCCUCUCUCCAUCCUGCUGCAGCAGCUGAACAGAUGAUUUGUUUCAGUGCUCAGAUGAGUUAUCUAAUUUAAGCCGACAUACGGAUAUUAUAAUAUUCAGUUUUGUGAGCCAAAUUUAUUUUAUAUGCCAUCAUCUAGGAAAGAAAGAGCCAGGCCACAGAGCGUGAUGUGUCAUUUACGGACAAGUGGUUCUGAUUUUAAUGCCAUUUAUGGAGUUUAUGUUGUGAUCUGUGCGCACAACCCACCUUUGUCACGUGAGGUUUGAAUAUAUGCAACUUUAUGUGAGUGUCUUUAUUUGUGGAAAAGGGUGUUUGUCUUACCAGUGGGUCCAACAUUACACACUCCAAAUCCAUCUGUGCUCAGAUGAGAGAGUGUGGAGGACGCCCAAUGCAGCGCUUACAGUGACACUUGUUGAGGGGCUGGCUUCUGUCGCCAUCUUGUGGCAUUACUGUCUUCAGAUAUCUCUCGAUCUCUUUGACUACUUCACGAAAAUAGUAAUACGCCUCGCCUGUGGCGGAUUUAAAGGCAAGGAGAGGAGCUUAUGUGAUUGGUGAAAACAGGUCUUGGCUGUGUUAAACCCACUCCACGCCCUCUCUCCUCCCUCACUACGACUUACGCCACUGGGAGGAGCUGAGUUAGGGAGGGGGGAUACUUAAGCCGGGCUGCGCCGCUCACCCAAAUACCAAAUUGUGCUGGGGAACGCCUUGUUGGCGCGGCGGACCUUACACCGCGCCUGCGGAACGUCUCCGGUGAGGCACGAAAAUAGAGCCCUAUGUCUCAAUCCUGUGGAUAAUAAAUGUUUUGUAGUGUUAUCCAUCUCUGCACUGUGCAAACUGCUCAGUAUGGCCUCUGCUGUGGACUUGCAUGCUACUCAGUUGCAGCCGUUUUAAUUUAAAGCAGGUUAUGAUCAUGUUUUGAUCAUUUAAUUCUAAAAGCAUAUGUUACACAUGGAUUUAAUCAAUCCAGGAAUCCGUGUGCUCAUCCUUGGCUGCACCAGGAGUGUUUGUAUUGGCUCCUCAUCAGCUGAGAGCCUUGGACUCGGUGUUUGGUUUGCUUCUGACUCACUUGAUGUGAUCCUCAUCCAAGACUGAUUGAUUUAUCUAUGCAGCUUGUUUAGGAUACAUCACUUCCGGCUAGGUGUGAAUUACAAUACCACCAUUUGUAAAAUCAUGCCUGAUUAGUUUAAACAGGUUAUAUAUAAAAACAGAAACUUACAGCUUUUUUAUUUUCAAAUCCAGAAAACUGCAUGUGUAGUUAAAGCUUAGGCUGAUUUCAUUGUGCUACCCACCUUCAUUCUCAUGGUAAAUUAUUAAAACCACAUUAAUGCACCUCGUUGUUGCACAGGGAGACAUUUCAUUUUCAUCUGAAAAUCGACACCAACAAAUGCGCAAUUAACCCCUGUUGAGUCAUUCUUUCUGAAGGCAGUAAAGCCAGGAUAGUUUUGGAAAUGAUGCUGCUGUUUAUACUGAAUUUUUAUACUUUUGUAAAUGACAAAUUAUUCAUGCCAAAAAGUGUUUGGAUGACAGGGGAAUUGGGUGCUGAUUAAGUGCACAAUGGUCCCUAAUGAUCAGCACCAUCUGUGGCUGUGGGUAAUUAAGCUUUCUUCAUGUUUGCUUGUAAUAAACUUUGUCAAUUCAUACGUCACUGCUGUUUAAUGUAACCUCAACGAGGGAAAAAGGCCUUGUUUGGCCAUUGGAUUAUCUGGCUCUAUUAGAUGUGUUGUGCAAACAUUUUUAGAGCACCCACACAACCCCAAUGAAAAUGUGUUGGAUGCAAGAAAGAGUAAGUGAAAAGAGCCAAGGUGAGUCAAUGCAGAGAUAAGUUUCUAAUGAAGAAAUAAAAUACAAACAUGUAUUUAUUUGAGACCAAACAGAAGUUAUUUCUAUGCAUAGAAAUCUAGAUGCAUAUGAGGAAUGCUAAUACCUGAGGUGGGGAGAGCAGCAGUAAAGAACCUCCAUGUACAGGACAUAUUCCGGCGUAACAUUAAGUUAGGGUCAAACACACCCUAACACCAAGUUAGACACCCCCUCGAGAGAUGAAUGUUGCAGACCACUUGCUUCUUUAGUUACACCAACUUUAGUAAUGACCACACGAUAGCAAUACACAGCGGUCUACAGCCCCACACACCCACCUCAACCAAAAAGCCACUCUAUAGCCACAAAUAAUGCUCAGAACAGCACCUAACUUCAUCAACAGUACAUAUAGGGUGACAGCCAUAGCACGAGCCACCAAACAUCUUUUUAGUUUUCCUGAUUUCUUUAGCAAAAGACUAAACACAACUCACCCACUAUCCUCCAGCUGCUGCUUGUUUGUAGGAGAGCCUGGACAAAUUGAUCUCCAAAUGCUGCGGGUUAUUUCCCUGAAGUGCAGCAGAAUUUUGCAGGUCAAGGAAGAUCAUUUAUCAUCAUUACUUGAUGGAAACGCAAUCAGAACAAGACACUAAGGCAGAAGAACUACUGCGUCUGCUGUGCAAAAUGAUUAUUCUGAUGAUUAUUACUUAAUGGAAAUGAUCUUCUGCACUCGGUGAUCGACUUGUCAGGACUCCACCACAAACAAGCGGCUACUGGAAGAGAGUGGGUGAGUUGUGUUUGGUCUCUUUGCUAAAGAAAUUUGCUCUGGGCAUUAUUUGUGGCUAUAGAGUAGCUUUUUGGUUGAGGUUUGCCCAAGGAUUCUUAGACCGCUGUGCUAUCUCAUGGUUGUUACUAAAGUUGGUGUAUCUAAAGAAACAAGUGGUCUGCAUCAUUCAUCUCUCAAGGGGGUGUCUAACUUGGUGUUAGGGUGUGUUUGACCCUAACUUAAUGUUACACCGGAAUAUCCCUUUGAUUGCCUGCCUGAACUAGCCCUACACCCAAUAAUAAAGCAACUUUAAAGUACUGACUGACCUAAAAUUGUGGCUCUGCAGUAUGUCUAUAUCUAUGACCUUCCUUCACUGCUAAUUGAAUCUCACAAGAGAAGUGAGAAUGUUGUAUUAAGGGAUUAGUGUCGCUAACUUUUAUCAUGCCCUCAAAGAGUUCAAUUACAAGGCUAAUUAAUAAUGUAAGGGGUCAUCACAUGGCAUAGCAACCAAUUACACGCAUUUGAUAAUUUCCUUUUAUUACUUUUUCCACUGACACUUGACACUUUUGAUGAUGUUUCAGCUAUUUUUAUUAUCUCUAAUAUUUAUAGAUAUGAAUAGCUGGUUCAUAUUUCAUCCUCUUAUACUAAAGAUUAAAAUGAUAAAUGAAAAAAAAAAACAAAAAAAACAAAUGAAGCUAUUUGAAACUAGAGCUCACAGCAAGCUUAUAUGAAUGAAGUUUAAAGCAUUUUAAAUUUUUUAGCAUUUGAAAAUAAACACUCCCUCUCUGAAUAUCCAUUACAACACAAUUAAUGCAAAUCUCACAAUUGAUCAUGAGAAAAGUCACAUGGCACUUUUGGUUGUUUACACCAAAUGUUAGCUCCAUCUGUGAGUUAUUGCUAAUGCCUGCAGCUGAUUAUUGACAGCCUCUGGUUGUGACUGCUGGUGUCUGUAUUUUUGGCUGCAGAGGUUUACUGCAGGCCCUGUAUGAUCUAUUUUUGAUGGCGGAUACUGCUGGAGGAAGUUUGGUCUCUUAAACACUCUCAGUCAAAGCUUGAACAAGUUGGAGAAACUCAGUGUAUUUGCAAUGACCGGUAUAAAGUAUACCUUUCCUGACAUGUGUACUAUUUCUCUUAUGAGUGAGCAUAAAGAACGUGAAUGCUGUGAGAAGCUAUUGCAUCUGUAUAACAAAAAAGGUAUGCUGUAAAUAGUGCUGACUGUGGAGCUGAGUGUUUUUGCAUUUGCAUGUGCAGUAUCUGUGGAAAGUAGCCACCCACAUUGCAAGGCUCCAUCUCUACCCACCUAUAAGCUAACAUUCACACCAAUAUGUCUAGUUUUUCAUCCAGCACAAUAUGAAUGUAUUUGCUUCUGUAUUCUGUGGAACAUGUCAGAAAAAAAAGGAGAGAUGCAUUAUUCAUCGGCUGGGCGCAGCAAUGCAAGAUUCUUGAAAGCACUUGCAUCGAAUUAAAGUCAAAAGUAAAGACAGAAAUCAAUAAUGCGAGUUGAAAAACAUAUUCAGCUAUUGCGUCAUUGCUUUGUCUCUUAAGAUAUUAAACCUGACAUCAGACUGUGUCAUCCAUAAUCAGGACUUUUACAGAGGACUUACAGGAAUACAUGUACCCUUGAAAGAUACAGUCACUGCCCUCUUUCUCUGAAAUGAUGUCCGAACAAUAAACUAUGUGAAAGUGACCGAGACACGGCGAGCAGCACAAACUGAUUUAUUAAACCUUCAUCUUGAGAUGAGUUUGGUCAAGGUGCCCCUUCCUCAGACGAUGGCCCUUACAGAUACAUCGGUAAAUUUUUGAGACGUAACCAGGACUCAUAUUAAACAGCAAGGCACAUCCUCUGAGGUUUACAAUGUCCUGCUGGCAGCUGAAAUUAAAAUGAUUCAGACAGAUGUUUAUUUCAUCCUGGAAACCUCAUUCAAAACAUGCUGUCAGAUUUGUCUUGUCAGGGCGACAGAGAGGCAGCCGUCCAGAGCGGCUCACACUUACAAUCUGUAAGAGCUGACACUCACAACAGGCAAACAGGGACAAGGAUAAGAGCUCAGAAUCAUAAUUUGGCCAUGUUCUGCUCAGGAGAUAGCCAAGAUAACAGACCAUAGUAUCACUGUGCCUCACAGUUUCUCAGUAUUUGGACUUUCUUCCCACAGUGAAGAUGUAGUCAUGCUGUGGGUGGGUGGACUAUAUACACUGUGCAACUUCAGCUCAUAAGUAAAGACUUCUGAUUGACCUUACAGAUAUUAAAUCAGCUCCCACUUUGCAGAGCUUUGGUAAAUUAUGCUCUUUUACAACACAACACUUCUCACAUGCAAACAACUCUGGGCUUUGUUGUGUAAAGAGAAACAGAAACCUCCCUCCAGAUUUUUUUGGAGAUGUUUAUUUUCCGAUUAAAGGCAACAACAUCUUCAUAUUGAAAUCUACGGUGGCCAUUAGGGGCCAUGCUGCUCAAACAAGACAGUUUUUUUCAUCAGAGCAGUGGCUCCGAACCUUUUUUGACUUUUGAUGCAACUGCUGACUUUAAAAACAUGUACAGAAUUUUUCUACAAACUCCAGUGAGGAACUUUAGUAGAAGGGCAGAGUGGGGUAAGAUGAGCCAUUUUUCAUAUUUGGGAUCACUAUAUCAAGGCAAUCAUAGUUUUGUCUCUAACUAGUGUAUCUGCAUAUAUUUCAAGAUGUUGUGCAUCACUGCAAACCAACAGAAUGAGUGUAAACAUAACUGUCUUGAUAAUAUGGCAUAUCAAUAAAAGGGGUCUCCUAUGGUCAACUUACCCCGUAUGGGGGGGCCCUCCCUCACCUUCUUUCUCCCUAAAUAACAGUCACUUCUUCACAUUCAUCUGCAUUUUUUCUAUUAUAUGCUUUUCAACUAGUACAAUAAUUCUUUCUAUUAUUAUGUGUAUAACUGCUAAAAAGCUGUUUUGUAAAAAGCCAUUUUGACAUGAGAAUGUGAUUAAGAACAUUCACAGCUGUAUUUUUGAAAAGAAAAAGUAAAACAUUUCAACAAUAUGAACUAAACCUCUGAUCCUCUCAUUGGACUCCUUUACUUUCUCAGUUGAGCCACUGGCUCAACUUACCCCUGGCCAAAUGGCUCAACUUACCCCAGAACUACUAUUGUGACUUAAUUAGUCCUCUAAGCUAAAAUGGUGGACUUUAAUGCUAGGUUUUUGACCUCAUGUUGUAGCUCAUAGAUACCACAAUUGAAGUGUAAUACAAAUUUUAAAUUAUCUUUUUUGGUCUGAACACAAUUCUAAUAAAACGUAUGACAGACUAAAUUCACUUUAAAGAGUGAAAAAUGGCUUUUUGGAAAUAAAUGUCUAACCCCUUUACCCAUGUACUUCUAACAUUCACAGACUAAAUGAAUUGAUGCCCAUCUCCUAAAUAUUUCGUCGCAUGAUCAAUUUCUUUUACCAUUUUCAAGCAACAGGGGAUGGCUCAACUUACCCUUAGGCUUAAGUUACCUCACUUUCCCCUAUACAUUUUUGUGCCCCCUAUGGAUACAGUGGUUCCUUUAAUCUAUUUGCUAAUAUUAAAAUAUUUUUAACAGCAACUCUCAUCCUACUUUCUGCUAUCAGUCACCAGUUUUCUAAAAAAGAAAAAAAUGACACUAUUCAAGCAUGUAGAGGACAGGAUGAGCAAUGACUGAUUUGACCACAGGUGGUGCCAAAACUGACACAAUCCGAAAGUUCCUUGCAGGAGCUUUAAUUCACCAUAAUUAAAGGACAGCUGAGCUUGCACACCUUUUUGUAGCCUUUUAAAGUCAGGUAGUGAAGUAGACAGAUGACAUCUCAUCUGAUUUGCUACAUCAAGUUGCAGACAGUACGUUGACAUUACACAGAAUAGCAAAUAAUGUGGAAAUAAAGCGGGGGGGCGCUUGUGUCAUGUGAUGCUUUGAGAUACACUUUUCAUUCCCAAGCCUGCAACAGGGAAAAUGUGCUGCAAAUUCAGAGAAAAAGGCUCUAGUCUAAAACUAAUGCAACAGAAGCUACAUGAAUGAAACAAAUGCACCCUUACAGACCAAGAGCGCUUCAGUUUUGAAGUCUGGAUUUGCAGCAUUUUUGUUUUGUAGUUGUUUUCGUGUUUUUUGCUGUAUCUUGUAUUUGCAUUACGCUAUGUCCAAAGAUACAAUGUCCUGUUCAUAAAACAGCACAAAAUAUAUAGUCUAUGCUCACACACAUCCCUCUAUCAGGGAUGUAAAAUUCAUACAGAUAAAAGUGAAAUAAUGAAGGUCGGCAUUUAUGAGACGUGUACUGCUCUGCACAGGCGAAUGAACAUGAUCUGUAUGAUGUAUUUAAAGGUUACUCUGUGAAUAUGUUUGUCUGAAAGCCCAUAAGAAUAACACGAUUCAAUCACUAUGACCCUGGCCUGGUAAAACCGUCUAACCUCAUUUCUUGUUUUGAUGCAGGGGUGGAAGGCAUGGAGUGCUCCCUCCCCAUGGACGGCCGUCGUGUCUCCCUGGCCCAGCUCUCCAAGGACAGCUUCCGUGAGUGUCAGGCCACUCUGACUCUAACGGACCUGCUUAUCAUCAUUUUCUCUGGCAUCUCAGUGUCGGUAGUGGCCAUCAUGACCAGCUUCUUCCUGGCUUCAACUGUUCAUUGCUUCCAGCGCUGGAGUAAAGGCACCAAGGGGGAUGAGGAGGAGAGUGAGGAGUGAGUGGUUUGACUUUUGAGGGCCAGCGUGGUCCUGGGACUUGAAACUAUGAGAGGACUCAGCAGACAGUGUGUUACAUGCUGUUUCCUCCCUGGUAAAUCUCCAGGACUGUUAAGUGGACAGAUAUUGCUAGGGUAGAGUUGGAGAUUUCUUGACAUGGGAAUAGGGUGAAGAUGGACGUUCCCGAAGAAUGAGCCAAAGUCUCAUUAAAAAUUAAUGAUAGUGAUAGUAUUCUUGGCCGUGAGAGUUUAAGUCAUAUUUUAUGACUCGUGGCACUAGCUCAAUGUUUUAGGCCUACAUGAGUUUAGAAACUUCAUGCCUUUGAGUAAAGGGGAAAGGUAAAAACCUUCAUCUUAGACAAGCUGAUAGCCAGACAGCUCGGACUCUGGAGUUUGAAAUCCUGUAAAAUGACAACUAGUAUUAGAUCUCCAUCAGGGCUUUAAUUGUGAAGGACACAGUUCUCGAUCCCAUUAAAUAUGGAUGUCACAGUGACCAAUGACCUCAGUAUUUAACUGCCUAUAUCAUGAUAUGCUGGCAUAUCCUGCCAUUUUCAGUGUCUUUUCUGAACAUCAUCUCUCCCUAAAAUUCAAACGUGGUUCACAAGCACCAGAAAAAAAGGCUAAUACUGUUGCUGCUUCUGGGUGUAAAAUUAGAAAGUUGCAGAGGUUUCAGUUGAAUAAAAAGGAGUUGGACAAUGGCGAGAUGGUAGGUAGCUGACAUACUGUAGGCAGGAAGUUCCCAGUGGGUUCCACACAAUCUUACAGCAUUAUAUUCAUUAUAUAAUCACAAAUUUAUGUACAAAGAAAACAAUGUACAGUCAAACAAACAUCAUAAAUCUAAAGGAUUUAAGGUUUGUUCUGUAGAUUGAGAACUGUGACUUGUAUAGAAAGAUAUCCAAAAACAGUGUAAUCUUGAAUAUUAUGGCAAAUACGAUAUUAAGAUAGAGUUUCUUAGAAAUAUUGUGUCAAAUAAUGCACUUUCAUGGUGAACCUGAUUCUGGCGAGCCCCUAGUAACACUAUGUAGACUGGUUUUGUCUUUAUCUGCCAAAGAUUAGGGCUUAGGUCAAAGAGAGACUGCAUAUAUAAGGAAUACUGUGGAUUAGAUUUGUUUAGUGAUGUAGGAGUAGCUAUGAAAUGAGAGGCAGCAUUUGAGCCAAAUCACGGUACACAGAGAAAAUGCACAAGGUCAGGGGGUCUCAUUUAUGAACACUGUGUAUGCACAAAACAUGAUCUGAAAGUGUCAUAUGUGCACACUGGUAUGCAAACUUCAACACAUGCAUACUUAAAGUUUUGAGGGAGGGUAACCAAAGUUGGAUUAUAAACAGUCCAGGAAACAUUUAAUUAUCUUGGAUCCACCUUCAGAGUCUUCCAGGAGAAAACUCCACUGUGUCUGAACUUCUUUGUUGUGUGUCGGGUGUAUGCAUAGUCAUGAGUGGUUCGUGAUUUAUAAAAGGGAACAGUACAUGCACACGACUUUGCAAAUCUUAAUUAUUUUGGCAUGACUCCACACUGUUUUAUAAAUGAGACCCCCGAUUUGACCUCCACUGAGUAGGUGGUCUCACUUUGUUGAACACAGCACUUGUAUUUCAGCUGGCAGGUCCCUUCAUAUGAAAUAGCUAUUUACCGUGACGGUAUCGGCAGUAAAGAGGAUCCAUCAUUCUGUUAUUACUAAAGAGCUUCCUGUAUCUUGUGGUAAAGCUGCUCAUAUCAAAAUUUGUACUCUGUCAACAGCAUUUGCACACAUGAGCGACACGGCAGUACGGUACAAUUUAAAUGGCCUGAGUAUCACAGCUGUCUUUUGCUCAUUCACAUUGAGUAUGUUAGAUUACUCACAACUGCGAAUUAAAUCUAGGUUCCCCUUUUCUUACCCCUCAGCAAAGGUAUGUUGCAACACUUUUCACAUUCUCUUACAGCAUAAAUAAUUCAACAAAUUCGAGACGUGAAGCCAAAAGAAUGUCAGACCUCUUAAUGCAAACGUGCGGCGGAUAGAGAAAGAGCCAUGAGCGUAUAGAGUCAUCGCUUCAGUGUGCUUCACAAAAGAUUAAAGGGAAUUCCUAAUGCCCCCGUCCCUUCACAACAAGUCAUUCCUCUGAAUGCACAGCAUUGUGCUAAAAAUGAUGUGAAAUAAAUGUGGACUUAGCUGUUGUUAUUUUUUCUCAUCUAUCCCAAGAGCACAAAGAUUUCAAAGGAAGCCAGUGAAACUUUAGAGCACUGUGGUGUACAAGGAUGUAUCUCAUCACGUGUUGGUCUAAAACUGUAUCUUCACCAUGUGUUUUUCACUCAUGUCACAUGCUUCAUUGACAAUGCCACAUCCUUUUAAGUAAUUUGUUGAUAUUUGAUCUGGAGAUGUCAUGUGUUCAGAAAAGUCAAAAUCAAUAUGGACGCUUUUUUUUAACCGAUCCUUUGCUAAACCCCUUCCUAUGAUUGACUGAGACACAAGGCACGAAGAUCAGCUGAUUUUACAGCUGACAACAGCAGCCUGUUUUUGGCUACUAAAGCCUGGUUUGAUAACUUUGCAUUGGUGCUAUAGAACGCUACUAUGAGCGCUACACCCUCGUGCAUUAGAGUCUAUUUGCACUGCUAUACUCCACCAAAACACGAGUUAGCAAUGCAAUUUCAUGCCUGCCAUUGUAGCCGGUUUCCUCUUUUGCAAUGUUAGCUGCUUGCUGAAAACCAUAGCAACAAAAUCUUAGCGUAAUAUGUUGGAUUUGAGACUGAUAAAAGUUUAGAAUUUACUUCAAAAGAGAAAAGACAGGAGAUAUUGGAGGGGAUGGAAGGUACAGCUGUUAAGGACUUGCAUACUGUUUUUUGAAUGGUGCUACUUAGCAGACUAAUCCCAGAGUUUGAUAUCUGUUUUUGACAUUUCUGAGUCCAAAUUCCACCAGAUCUGCAUUCAGUUUUUUUCCACUGCAUCACAACAGCUCAGAGGUUUUAACUAACACAUUUCUGCUCCGUUUCUGGAGGGAGAGAACCGUUGAUGCUGUAUUUAACUUGGGAAAUUCAUGGUCUUGUAUCUCUAGCUGAUUGGCAGCGCUGUGCACAGAAAAUGCAGCUUGUAGAAUUUGACAGAUGAUGGAGAACUGCUGCAGCAAGAACAGCAUUAGAGCGAAGAUGAUUCUGGUGAAUUUUGUGAGAAGUGCAUGUCACUUCUAUGCAGGAUUCAUGGUGAUGCAAACCAAAGAUUCAGUGCAGAUGCACAAAAUCAGGCUUAGUUACUUUUGGUAGAGCUGAAGCAUCAAAACUUGCUGGGGAAACUUUUUCAUUGAGCCAAAAAAACAUCAGAUCAAUUCCAAAUACAAGCCGUCUGUAGUUACUCUGAUCACUUUGCAUGUUAACGGUUAGUCUGCUGUUUAUUGCAGUAAAUUUUCAGCUUGAGACAGUGUUUGAGAAUGAGGCUAACCAAGAGGAAAGUGGGGUUUAGCAAAUGAUCAGUUUGUUAAAGUGAGAUAUAAUGUCCAAAUCCACCAUUUGUGUUGUCAAAUUCAACAAAUUCCAAACAGUCUGUUAUGACUAAGUCCUACUCUGUAUAUCUGUCAGUUUGUGUAUUUGCUACAAAAGCAGCAAGUGUGUUCUUGAAUUGUGUAAACCACAAAAGGUUCAACCCAAAAUGAGAAAAUCACUGAUUUCAAAAAGAAGCAGGAUCUUUCUGUUUAGAUCACAAAUACAAUGCUUCAAACUACAAGAAUGGCUUAACUGGAGACCGAGAACAGACGAGAAACUGUCACCCUAACUGGUACGUGAAGGUGUAGACUUCAGUGGAGCAAUCAGAGGGAGAGUUUUUAUACAUAUCAUUAUGAUUUCCAACUACUGUGUAGUUACUGUACAUUAACAAAUUAUUAUGUUAGCUUAGCUGUUAGCUUGAAGCAUAUGUUAGCAUGACACUUUUCUUUUCUCUUACUCAUUUUAUUAAGCAACAACUAUCAGAACAUUAGAGCAUGCAAUGUUAAGUUACCUACCAACCUACCGACUUACCGACCUACCUACCGUUUCAAGUUCAGAUUCAUGUCUAUUUUUCUAUUAAACCUUUUAGAUUAAAGCGUUUCUUUACUCUGUCAGUCCCCAAAGUAAUUUUUCUGGCGUUGCACACUCUAGAGAGCGGAGAGGCCGGUUGACUGCUUGAGCAAAGUUUGUCUUGACAUUGCUUAAAAACCAAAUUCAAUGUUUUGUUUUGUCAGAUAAAUGUCAGGAUGGCUCGGAUGUAAAUGAAGAGACAGGGGCGGGUGUGAUGCUGCUGCAGCUGAAUGCAUUUCCAAAUGUCAAACAGACACGGUCAAACAGACUGUAUGUGUAGCUGUAAAUUGAUGUUUGGUUAAAAAAAAUAAAACCCUUUUAUUCUCUC
Xyrichtys novacula (pearly razorfish) is the source of this 30633-nucleotide messenger RNA. Lineage: Eukaryota; Metazoa; Chordata; Actinopteri; Labriformes; Labridae. The record is from the annotation of a GenBank genome assembly.